AUGGCGAGCGAUAAACCGUAUAAGCCGGCGCUUAUUAUUGUCGACUUUCAGGAAGACUUCUGUCCGCCUGUGAGUAUCUUCUCUGUCGCAUGUGAACAUGGAGAAAUGAGAUGGGAAUGGCUUCAAGCGAAGCUACGUGGAUAUCCUGCGGGAAUGCUCCAAAUACAUGAGGACGCUAAGAGAUCAGCUUGUGUUAUGUACAGUCUGAACACGCGCGGUGUUGGAGGUCAUGUCUCUCAGCUUGAACCGCUUGCUAUGAGACCAUCAAGUUGGUAUAAGUGUACCAAGCCACGCCUUCUCUGCGGCUCCCUCGCCGUCCCUUCAGGCCGCACAAUAGCCUCCCCAAUAAACCACCUUACCACCCUCCCUUUCCCCCUCAUCCUCGCAACAAAAGACUUCCACCCACCUUCCCACAUAUCUUUCGCCUCAAAUCACGCCUCUUCAACACCAUACACAUCAACUACAACAAUCCAGCACCCCAAAGAUCCUUCCCAGAGCUACGAAACAACGUUAUGGCCAACACAUUGCGUCCAAGGCACCCCGGGGUGUGAGCUGGUCCCGGAGCUGGACGUCUCGCGUGUCCAUGCCGUUAUCGAAAAGGGGCAGGAUGAGCGGGUGGAGAUGUACAGUGCGUUUUAUGAUCCGUUUAGGGUGAGUGAUAGUGGACUCGCGGGCAUGUUGAGUGAGCAGGGUGUCACGGAUGUUUUUGUGGUAGGGCUGGCAGCAGACUUUUGCGUCAAAGCUACGGCCGAGGAUGCGCUGAAGGAGGGGUAUACGACGUGGAUUGUCAGCGAAGGGACAAAGCCAGUCAUGCUUGACAAGUGGGAGGAGUGCAAGAAAGGCAUGGAGGACAAGGGCAUAAAGUUCACGUCCAUUGAUGGAGAUGCAGUGGCAAGGGUGAAGACAUAUGCAUGA
This is a messenger RNA of Fusarium fujikuroi IMI 58289, 915 nucleotides long. RefSeq names its product related to pyrazinamidase/nicotinamidase. The record is from RefSeq and is a predicted model, not a curated record. The coding region runs from base 1 to 915 and encodes 304 amino acids. NCBI's taxonomy places the organism in Eukaryota, Fungi, Ascomycota, Sordariomycetes, Hypocreales, Nectriaceae. The transcript is spliced from 2 exons.